Messenger RNA from Saccostrea echinata, 1075 nucleotides. RefSeq names its product leucine-rich repeat-containing protein 59-like. Bases 47 to 1030 code for a protein of 327 amino acids. The record is from RefSeq and is a predicted model, not a curated record. The transcript has 7 exons. NCBI's taxonomy places the organism in Eukaryota, Metazoa, Mollusca, Bivalvia, Ostreida, Ostreidae. Gene Ontology annotation, molecular function: protein binding.
GCAGCUUCCGGUGUGCAAUAUAUAACUUUCACUUUAAACGUUCAAGAUGCCGAAAGAUAAUUUGAGGGAUAAGCUUGAAGGAAAUGAGCUCGACCUAAGUCUCAACAAUUUAGAUACAGUUCCUGUUAAAGAAUUGGCUGCCAUUCCAAAAGCGACAAGGCUUGAUUUAUCCUGCAAUCAACUUGUAUCUCUACCAGACAAUUUUAGCUCAUUGACCCACUUGGUAAAGAUUGACCUCAGUAAGAACAAAUUAACAGAACUUCCUGACAACUUUGGAAACCUACAGAAUCUUCAGCACCUUGAUCUCUUAGGAAACCAGCUAACUCUUCUUCCCAUUAGUUUUUAUAAGCUGACCAAACUAAAGUGGUUGGACCUAAAGGAUAAUCCACUCCAGCCUGACCUUAAGAAAAUUGCUGGAGAUUGUUUGGAUGAAAACCAGUGCAAGAAGUGUGCAGCUCAAGUUCUAAAGUACCUCAGGGAUUAUAAUUCAGAACUUGAGAGGUUAAAACAAAAGAAACUAAGAGAAGAACGAGAGGCAAAACAACGACAAAAAGAUCAAGAAGAGGCAGAAAGAGAAAGAGUGCGACGAGAGAGAAAACAGAAGAAACUUGAAAACAAGAAGAGGAAGGAUGAAUCUGCAGCAGAGGGGGACAUGUCUUCUUCACCUGAUAAGAAACAUGGAGAGGGAAAGAAUGGAAACAUUGGAAGCAAAACAGACAGACAAAAAAAUACAGAUUCAAAAUCCAGAAUUUCAUGCCUCACCAUCCUUGCCAUUCUUGUGCUUUUGGUAGCAGUAAUGACUGGUGUGUUUUACACAACAUGUAAAGAUAGCAAGAAUGACGUGUGUGAACAUUACUGGAAACCCAUGGAGACCAGAGUCAUGGUUUUCCUUGGCAGUGUCAAAAGCAACACACAGGAGUUAAUUGAAAAAUUCAAAGAAACAGCACUAAAAUAUUACAGUAAAUCUUUUGGUAAUGAGAAGAAAACUUCAGAAGAUACAAAACUUCCAAACGAGACUGCUCAGACUUGAUCCUACCAUUUGUUUUUGACAAAGAUGUAAAGUAUUGGGCAGGCA